CGGAGGUGGGCGAUGUGCUGCUGACAGCGCGGCUGACGCCCACGAUGCCCAGGCUAAUGCCCAAGGCGGGGAGGACGGCACCAAAGGCGGGGAGCAGAGGCGCUGCUUGGACUGUGCCGACGGCCAGGACGGGGGUGCCAGGAGGUGGGGCGCUUGGAGCGGCGACGGGUGUGCUGCCGGGCACAGGCGCUUGUGCGACCUGGUAGGGGCUGAAGAGUUGUUUGACCGAGGCUUGCAGUUGGCUGCACUUGAGGCCAGGGGUCACGCGCAGGUGCUGGGCGGGGGCCAGUUGGAUGGUGCAGCCGUCGGCCAUGACGAUGGUGGCUUUGGCGUUGCUGGCGACCAGCACGGUGUUGCCUGCGUACAGGGGGGUGCCGGUGGUGGCUUUGUUGAUGAAGUUGCUGCCGCCGAUGCUGACGUUGCCCGUCACGCUGCCCAGUUGUCCCACGGGGGCUUCUUUGGCGUUGACCACGCUGGCGCUGGCCAAAACGGCGCACAAGGCGGUGAGUGCAAGUGUGUGUUUCAUGGUG
Mitosporidium daphniae is the source of this 530-nucleotide messenger RNA. RefSeq lists its product as uncharacterized. NCBI's taxonomy places the organism in Eukaryota, Fungi, Microsporidia. The transcript has a single exon. The annotation marks the transcript as partial. The record is from RefSeq and is a predicted model, not a curated record.